AUGUCCAACACACAGCCAACUCCGCCACUCAUCGCUUCGAGUCUCGUUGUUGGCGGCUGCGGCUUUCUUGGCUACCAUUUGGUACGAGGACUUCUGGAGGACCGGGAAUGCCGACACGUCUAUGUCCUUGACCGCGAUACGACAAGAAAUACACACGAAAAAGCCACAUAUUUCAAGGGAGAUAUAACCGACAGUGCUCUCUUACGACAAGUUAUUGAUCAAGUCCGGCCUAGUGUCAUCUUUCAUUGCGCGUCACCGAUGGCCACGUUACCCGCCAGUAGAGACGGCGAAUUCUACGCGACCAAUGUGAAGGGUACAGAGUUAUUGCUCAAACUAGCGACUGAGAGCGAUGUUCGAGCGUUUGUUUUGACGUCCAGCGUUGACGUGUACGCGAACCCGCCGUUUACAGAUGCCGACGAGACGUAUCCUCUCUGGUCGCCGCUGGACAAGUCAAACGAGUAUAACCGCACCAAAGCAAUUGGAGAUGUUCUUGUCCGCAAGGCGAAUGGCCCUCAAUUGCGUACUGUUGUGUUAAGACCAGGCCAUGCUUAUGGAGAGAGGCACAUCCAAGGCAUGGUUGAAGUACUCGACACGUGCGAUGGGGACAAGCAGUUAUUCCAGAUUGGCGACGGCAAGAAUUUGAUGGAGGUUGUUUCUGGUGAAAACAAUGCAAUCGCGCAUAUCCUUGCUGCCAAAGCCCUGCUCGAUCCAAGCCGAGCCUCUGGAAAGGUUGACGGCGAGGCCUUCAAUGUUUCUGAUGGCCACCCAGUACCCUUUUGGCAUCACAUCGGUGUCAUAUGGAAAGCCUCCCGCGGCAGAGAUGCCCUCAAAGACGUAAUUGUCGUAACCGCAUGGAUAAUGGUUGUAGUGGUCGAACUUGCAGAGUGGCUGUUCUGGAUAUUCUCUCUCAACACGGUCAAGCCACCUGUUCAGCUUCGAAGAGUAUCGAUGGAGUACUGCAUCUAUACACAUACUCAUAGUAUUGAAAAGGCAAGGAAGAGGCUGUUGUUUAACCCAGUAUCGGAUCAUGAUGAUGUGGUGGCAAAGUCGGCGAAAUGGAUGUUGAAGUAUCGGGAGAGCAUGAAGCAGAAGGCAGAAUAG
Molecule: messenger RNA, 1101 nt
Organism: Fusarium sp. VM40
Lineage: Eukaryota; Fungi; Ascomycota; Sordariomycetes; Hypocreales; Nectriaceae
Source: the annotation of a GenBank genome assembly